AAAAAAAAAAAAAAAAAAACAGCCCACCGAGGUGGUGUAUUAACCACCGUGGCCAUUUGUACAUUCCCGCCACGUGUAUGGCCGACGAACGUAUAUAGCUGUUAAUUUGUGUCCUGUUGAGACAUCUCGGAGCGGCUGGAUAUCACAAAUGCUUGAAUUCACCGUGGGAACAUUAUGAAAACACAGUGACAAGACCAACAGUUUCUCCCAAGUUUCACCCGAACUUCCUACAUUAGAAUGAAGGGACGGACAGAUGCUCCUCAGGACCGGGGCUGCUUGGUGGGGAUCUGUUUCUUCAUUCUGGGCCUGGGAACGUUGCUACCAUGGAACUUCUUCAUGACUGCCUCAUUGUAUUUCCAAGGUCGCCUAAACACAACAGAAUGGAGCAACGGCACAGUGGUGGUCCGCAAGGAGUACUACUUCAACAACUGGAUGACCCUGCUGUCCCAGCUGCCCCUGCUGGUGUUCACCCUGCUCAACUCCUUCCUCUACCAGAGGAUAUCGGAGGCAGUGCGCAUCGCAGGUAGCUUGGUUUUUAUCCUGCUGCUCUUCAUCCUCACAGCAGUGCUGGUCAAAGUGCCCAUGGACGAAGACCGUUUCUUCUCUGUCACCAUGGCUACUAUCUGGUUCAUCAACUCGUUCGGUGCCGUGCUGCAGGGCAGUCUGUUUGGCCUGGUGGGUCAGCUGCCUCAGAAGUACAGCGCCAUCUUCAUGAGUGGCCAGGGCCUCGCCGGGACCUUCGCUGCCAUCGCCAUGCUCCUAGCCAUAGCCAGUGAUGCAGACUCUGAGACUGCAGCGUUGGGUUACUUUAUCACGCCAUGUGUGGGGACGCUGGUCACACUCUUCAGCUACCUGCUGCUGCCCCGCCUGGAGUUUGCCCAACAUUAUCUAAACAAAAGCAGCAAGUACGAUGCAGACACCACGGACGAGUUGCUGAAAGAGAGCAGCACAGUGGAGAAUGGCAAGCUGAACGGCCAUGCUAACGGCACAGUGAGCAGCAGCACGACUAAGGACAGCAGCGCAGCUGAGACUGAGGUGGACCCCUGCCCAGACGGGCACAAGCAGGCCUUUCUGUCAGCAGAGCAGGUCGAGAAGGGAGAAGCCAAGGCCUCGGUUAUAGAGGUCUUUAAGAAGAUCUGGGUGAUGGCGUUCUGCGUGACGUUUGUGUUCACAGUCACUCUGUCUGUCUUCCCUGCCGUUACUGCAGAUGUCAGGACCUCGUUCCCAGGAAAAUGGGAGCGCUUCUUUAUCUCAGUGUGCUGCUUCCUGAUUUUCAACAUCCACGACUGGUUGGGCCGGACCAUCACCACCGUGUUACGUUGGCCAUCAAAGGAGUCCCGUCUGUUCCCGGUGCUGGUUGUCUGCAGGGUGAUCUUCGUCCCUUUGCUGAUGCUCUGUAACGUCCAGAGCCGCUACUUCCUUCCUGUCUACUUCGGCAAUGAUGUUGCUUUCGCUAUUAUCAUGGCUCUCUUCUCUGUGUCCAGCGGCUACUUCGUCUGCCUUUCCAUGUCCUACGCGCCACAAUUGGUGGAGCCCAAGGAUGCAGAGACUGCAGGAGCCCUCAUGACUUUCUUCUUAGCCCUGGGCCUGUCGAUCGGGGCCGCCCUGUCCUUCCCUCUCAGAGCUCUGGUCUAGUCAAGCUUACAUAUAGCACUGCGUAGACACUGUAGAAUAUUUUCACACACACACUUGGAGGGGGGAAUAUGAUAGAUGUGUUUUUCUGCAGUUUCUCCCUUCUGGACAACCUCGUUUUUUGUCCAUUCGUCAGGUACUCUGUGUGUGUGUGUGUGUGUGUGUGUGUGUGUGUGUGUGUGUGUGUUUGUUAUGGCAUACCAGCCUUGACAACCAAGCACCCUGGAUGACGCUGUGAAACAGCUCAUGAGGUGGUAUUGGUCAUAAACGACUGAUAAGGUUCCCUUUGAAAGUCGGAACAAGGGAAAUGAUGUAUGGUACUCUGACAACUGCUGGUUCUGUUACCUGCUGCUAACCUGCUGGGAAAGAUUUCCUCUCUGUGCAGCUCCUAUAGGGUUGAUCAUGUUGGACUUUCUAUGUUGACUGUGUUUCUACAUUUUUAGGUUUAUUUAUGUUCCAUUUAGGUUUGUUGUAAGUAGAUUUAGGAAAUUAUCCUUUAUAUUUUUUUUAUUUGAUUGAUGGCUUGAAUGAUUACUUGAUAGAUUCAUUACAUUAGAUAUUUUUGAUGUAUUUUUCUUCCCAGGAUUAUUUUGUAUUUUCUAAAGAAAUAGUUCAAUGUUAGAGAACUAGAACAUGCAAAAACAUUGUUUGUAAUAUUGUACUGUAAAUGACCUGCCCUCAUGAGCAUGUAUGGAUCAAUGAACGGUCAAACUGGGCACAGGCUCAGGGGUCCAAGCAGCCUGGGGGCCUCUGACCCAGAGCCUCUGUUUGAAGUAACAUUUCUUGUUGUAAAGUCAAUCAAAUUACCAUGGAGACACACAGAUGACUGCGAAGAAGCCCUAAAUCACCACCAAAAGAUACAAAAUUACCACAAACGUGUAAAACAACGACAAAAGGAUGCAAAACAUCUGUGCCGUUUGUGUCUCGUCUCCUGUGUAGCAGAGGUGGGGGAUCUUUUACAUGUUUGUCCCCCAUUGUUUUCUAAUUUGUCUGUGCUCAUGGGACGAUUUGCAAAUUACCUUGCAGUCUCUCUUGUGUCUCUGCAGCAUCAAGGCUCCUGCUGCCAUCUGCUGGUCAGAAGACAGAGCUACAUUUCUUUUCCUGAGCUCAAAGCCCAUCACGACAGACUGUUGUUAUGUGACACUGACUGUGUUUACAUGCACAAAAUAUUCCGGUAUUUGCCUUCAUUCUGAAGAAGACAAUAUUCCUACUGAGCCAAUACAUGGCUUAUGAAAAUGAAUAUUCCUGUAAGACUCCCAUUUGCAUGCAGCCAUACACUGGUUUCCAUUGGUGGCAGACUUGUUUGGCAAGCUUUCAUUCCUUCAACCAGCUUUUUUAAAAGGUUGAUGUUAUAAUAUUUGCACAUUUCCAAAAACCUGUUGAUAACCAAGUCUUUCAUUGUGUGUAAAAGUAGACGUGUUUCUCCUUUUGACCAGAAAUGUGAGCUUUUCUUUUGGGCAUGCAUGUCUACCACAGUGUGGGAAACUGUUGGCUAGUUGGUUUGUGUACACACAGAGCUGACGAGGAACAAGGAAGAGGCUUUGUGUCGCAAAUUGCGGUAUAAACCUCAGCUGAGAAGAAUCCCGGCAUAAUCCUACAUCUUAAUUUGAAGAUUCUCCAUCUAGAAUUCUAAAUGUCCAAACAGAAAUGCUGUUUACAAGACCCAUAUUAAAUUCAGAAUAUUGUCAUUUUCGCAGUAAUAGUGGAAUAUUAGUGUGCAUGCUAACGCAGUCAUUAUGAGGUCAAAGGAUAGCAGUAACUGACAGGAAAUGGAUGCCAGAGUUUAUGAUAACAGGUUAUAUGAGUAUGACCACAUUCUUCUACUGACAUGACCCCAGGCUGGCACUGAGACAUGAUGCAACUCUUGGCUCAAUACAAGAAGUAGCUUUACUUAAAGUUAAUCUAAUUUCCGAGAACAGCUGGCAGCUGCUGUUUAGUUACUAAGUGUACCGAUGUAGUGAUGCUGCUGUAAGCCAUUAAAACACCGUCUAACCAUGUGGAAAUAAGACUACUUGUUUUCUUCAAUUUUGUAUUGUAUGGACAUUGUAUUGAUUAUUAGUUAUGUCAGAUAGUAUUGAAUUUUUUUUAGACAUUGCUACCAGUGUGCCAUUGAUGUGAUUCAUUUCAGUUUGUUGGGACUGUUAUUUCAUUGUAGUGUGCAGACAUCUUCACAUUUAUAGGAACUGACUCAUUGCUCCAGGUUGAUGUAGAAUUGUUCAUGACCAGCAUCACAAUCCAGGUAGAUUGAACCUUUUUUUUUGCAACAAAUUUCUUCUCUUUUUUUUUUUUUCUUAAUUGUACAAUUUGCAUUGGUUUAUAUUCAUAUUAUUCAAAGUGUUUUGUUUUUUUUCCAUUCAUGAGUGGUUUACUGUAUGAGGUGUCAUGUAAAGUUUGUGUCAUAACAGCUGCUGCUAAUGAAGGGAGCAAUAUGAACGUGACUUGAUUUGUGCUGCAUUCACAUAAAGUGGGAGUUUUCAAUCUGAGCUGAACAAACGUGCAUUUAUAUUUGAGAUAAUGAUUUACAGCUAUAGAACUGUCAAUGUGAAUUGACAAACACAAGAAAGUAGUUGUUAUAGCAACUAUAGGGAAAAAAAAGUUGUCUAGUUGAAUCAAUCGAAACCCUGAAGUUUAAAUGCAGCUGAUGCUCACUUGAACAAUAUAUUUUCAGUAGGAAGUUGAAGUGACCCAUAUUUCCUACAGCCUGUCGAUGCAGCAGCAUCAGUAAUGGAGAUAACAGGUCAGGUCACAGCACAGGUCAGAAGAUUUCAAACUGUUUAUUUCAAUUUUCCUCUCUACUUGUUAACUUCUUGUAUAAAGAAUGUGGGUUGGGGUCGUUCUCAGGCAGUGUACAGUACAUAGUUGCAGGUAUUAUUAUAACAGUCAUAAUCAGCCUUAAAAAGGAUGAAACCCAGUGUAAAAGGUCCGUGUUGUGUUCACAUCAUAUUGGAUUGAGUGUAAAUACUGCUGACUGCCUCCUUGUGGUGAUGAUGCUAAUUGCAGGUGUGUCACCAGAGAGUGCAGAACAGCAGGAAAUCCUUCAACAUUAGCAACAAAAUUAAGAAUUAUCUUUCAAAGCACCAACGUGUGUUUUCUCUGGCACGGUACUGCUGCAGCAUUAAUACUUCAUGUGAUCCAUUGUAUGCAGAUCACCUGUGCUCUGUACAAACAGAUGCUGGCAGACACACGGAGGAUCUGGUCUGACCUACCAGAUCAUGUCUCUUGAAUUACAGUAAAGGGAAAUCAUGCCUAUGCAUGUGCAUAAUGUAUCUUUAUAGAUUUGACUGUUAAUAAAUUGAUGGUUUCAA
Epinephelus fuscoguttatus (brown-marbled grouper) is the source of this 4937-nucleotide messenger RNA. RefSeq names its product equilibrative nucleoside transporter 2. Gene Ontology annotation, cellular component: plasma membrane; basolateral plasma membrane. Gene Ontology annotation, biological process: uridine transmembrane transport; adenine transport; guanine transport. The transcript has 13 exons. The record is from RefSeq and is a predicted model, not a curated record. The coding region runs from base 238 to 1635 and encodes 465 amino acids. Gene Ontology annotation, molecular function: nucleoside transmembrane transporter activity. Lineage: Eukaryota; Metazoa; Chordata; Actinopteri; Perciformes; Serranidae.